Austrofundulus limnaeus is the source of this 3114-nucleotide messenger RNA. It is a transcript of the gene ddx21, whose product is annotated as DEAD (Asp-Glu-Ala-Asp) box helicase 21. Bases 79 to 2349 code for a protein of 756 amino acids. NCBI's taxonomy places the organism in Eukaryota, Metazoa, Chordata, Actinopteri, Cyprinodontiformes, Rivulidae. Gene Ontology annotation, molecular function: RNA helicase activity; RNA binding; ATP binding. The transcript is spliced from 16 exons. The record is from RefSeq and is a predicted model, not a curated record.
CUUUCGCGUUCCUUUCCAUCCGCGUGCCCGUGGGUUAGCCUGUGUGUCCACGCCGAGGGUUUCCAUCAGUCUUGAGUAAUGCCGUCAAAAAUUAAAUUUGAAAGCGAGGAUCAAUUCAUGGAUGAAGCUGUGGACACUGUGACGGAGGCUACGACCUUAAAGAUAAAGAACAAGACCAAGAAGGAGGGCAGGAAAAAGAAACAGCAGCAGGAGCUUGAAGAGCAGGAAGAUGCAGGCUGUGACCCUCCUGCACCGAAAAAGAAAAAGAAAAAAGACAAGCUGGCAGCGGACCAAGUCAAUGGCCACAUAGAUGAGACCACUGACAUGAAUGGGAACUGCAAUGGUGUUGAGACUCCAAAGCAGAAAACCAAGAAGAAAAAGGAAGCAAAUGAUAAAACCAAGAAACAAAAGAAGGCAGACACCGAGGCUACAAUCAAUGAACAUUCCACCCCKAACACACCAGCUCAAACCCCAAUCCAGACACCAUCCCAGUCCAGUGAUGACUCAGCCAGUGACAGUGAACGAGAAAAUGAGCUGACACCUGAGCAGAGAGAAGGGGCGUUCUCCAACUUCAGAAUCUCUCAAGUCACCAUCGACAAACUGAAAGCUCGGGGAGUCACCUACUUGUUUGACAUUCAGGUAAAGRCAUUUAAUCCUGUAUAUGACGGAGAGGAUGUAAUUGCACAAGCCCGCACAGGAACAGGAAAGACUUUYUCCUUCGCCAUACCGUUGGUGGAAAAGCUCCAGAAAGAUUCAGGAGUGAGGAGCAGAGGCCGGCCUCCUAAGGUACUGGUGCUGACUCCUACCAGAGAGUUGGCUAUCCAGGUCGCAAAGGACUUCAAAGACAUCAUCAAGAGACUGACCAUAUGCUGUUUUUAUGGAGGCAGCUCAUACAAACCUCAAAUCGAUUCCAUACGCAGUGGAAUUGAUAUUUUGGUUGGAACUCCUGGUCGGAUUAAAGAUCACCUCCAGAACAAUAAACUCAACCUCUCUGAAUUAAAUCACGUCGUUCUGGAUGAAGUAGACCAAAUGUUGGACAUGGGAUUUGCAGAACAAGUUGAAGAGAUUUUGAGUUCAUCGUACAAGAAAGACGGCACCGCUAACCCACAGACUCUUCUGUUUUCGGCCACCUGCCCCCCCUGGGUGUAUGAUGUGGCCAAGAAAUACAUGAGACCUGGGUGCAAGCAUAUUGACUUGAUUGGCAAGAAAACACAAAAAGCUGCAACAACCGUCGAACAUCUGGCCAUAGCCUGUCACUGGUCCCAGCGUGCAGCAGUGAUUGGAGAUGUGAUCCAGGUUUACAGCGGCAGCCACGGCAAGACCAUCGUCUUCUGUGAGACAAAAAAAGAGGCCACUGAACUUUCCUUGAAUGAAUCCAUUAAACAGAAUGCCCAGUCCCUUCAUGGRGAUAUUCCACAGAAACAGAGGGAGGUGACCCUGAAGGGCUUCAGGAAUGGAGCCUUUGAAGUUCUGGUUGCCACAAAUGUUGCAGCUCGUGGAUUAGACAUCCCAGAAGUAGACCUGGUGGUCCAGUGUUCUCCUCCUAAGGACGUAGAAUCAUACAUCCAUCGUUCAGGACGAACAGGCCGCGCAGGCCGGACCGGUGUCUGCAUCUGUUUCUAUCAAAGGAGAGAAGAGGAYCUGCUGCGUUACGUAGAGCACAAAGCAGGCAUCACAUUCAGGCGAGUGGGUGUUCCAACCGCAAAUGAAAUCAUCAAGUCAUCGAGCAAAGAUGCAGUCAAGUACCUAGACUCUGUUCCAGUCACAGCUAUUGACUACUUCAGACAAUCGGCUGAGAAGCUGAUUGAAGAGAGAGGAGCAGUAGAUGCACUGGCUGCUGCUCUGGCCCAUAUUUCUGGAGCCACAAGUCUGGAGAUGAGAUCACUGCUCAGCUCUGAUGCUGGUUACACCACUAUACAGCUGCUGUGCUCUCAGGAAAUGCAUAAUCUUGGUUACGCUUGGAGAACCAUCAAAGAACAGCUUGGAGAGGAGUUUGAAAACCAGGUUCACAGGAUGACCUUCCUGAAAGGCAGAAACGGAGUUUGUUUUGAUGUUCCAGCUGAUAAAGUCAAAGAGAUCCAGGAGAAGUGGCAGGACAGCCGCCGCUGGCAGCUGACUGUAGCCACGGAGCUCCCAGAGCUGGAGGAGAAGCAGCUCGGUAACCUUGGCGAAAGAGGUUUUGGCGGCGGCAACCGUGGCAACAGAGGGGGGUCCAGAGGCGGCAGGGGGAGGGGUUUUGGAGGAAAUGGUUUCCGUAGCAGUGGGCACCGAGGUGGUGGAGGUAGAGGUGGAUAUGGAAACAACAGAGGAGGACAGAAACGGACUUUCAGCCAAGCUUUUGAUUACUGAAGCAUCAGUAUCACCUGCCUUUGACCUGCAGUCUUUGGAACGACUCUUCCCUGCUGUUCCACAGAACAAAUCUGAAUAAAACAUUUUAAUGCCAAACCCUGAAUAUCUUCACGUCAUAAAGUUUUGUAAACCUGCCUGUUACUAAAGCUAACGUGUGACAACACGGUCAACAAAUUAGGAUUGGAAUGUGUCGCCCUUGGGAUUUUUUAGUAUUUACCUUUUUUAAACUGGGUGUUUGGGGAACAGCAGCAGUAAUCAGACUCGAGCGUUUGUUAAUAAAGACAGAUAACCUAAUUAACAGGUAAAAUUGACAUUUAUUACCUGAUUCUAGUUUGAGUUUGUUAGAUCAACUCUGUGUGUCUCCAUCAUAUUAGGUGUUCUGUACUUGUUUUGCACUAAAAGAGCAAUGAAAUAGAAGCACUUGGAGCGCUGUGAAGAAUCCUUCAAAAAAUUCCAGAUCGUCACCAAAAUUUAAUGGUGUGUUCCUUUGGCCAAUACCCACCUKUGGUAAAAAAUUCAURAAAAUCAAUCGAUCCGUUGUUGAGUAAUGCUCACAGACAGACGGACACGACAGAAAACAUAACCUCCUUGGAGGUUAUAACUUUUCCAAAGUGCUCACUGUCAGAUUACUGCCUGGUCAUCAGCUGAAACCUCUCCUCAAAUAUACAUUGGAUAAUUGCUUUGCAAUUGCCUCAUUUAAUAACUGUGUUUUGCCUUCAUUCGUUUGAAUGAAAUGACUCCUUCAUUAAAAAAAUACCCAACUCA